Portunus trituberculatus (swimming crab) is the source of this 2378-nucleotide messenger RNA. RefSeq names its product DNA-(apurinic or apyrimidinic site) endonuclease 2-like. Gene Ontology annotation, cellular component: nucleus. Bases 517 to 2262 code for a protein of 581 amino acids. The record is from RefSeq and is a predicted model, not a curated record. The transcript is spliced from 7 exons. Lineage: Eukaryota; Metazoa; Arthropoda; Malacostraca; Decapoda; Portunidae. Gene Ontology annotation, molecular function: DNA-(apurinic or apyrimidinic site) endonuclease activity; endonuclease activity; double-stranded DNA 3'-5' DNA exonuclease activity. Gene Ontology annotation, biological process: base-excision repair.
AGAGAGAGAGAGAGAGAGAGAGAGAGAACGAAUCCAACUACUGAAAGCUGUGCCGUUGAAAUUGAAACUGCAAACUGCAAAGGCGGCAAGUAAACAAAACAAACCCAUGUGUACUUAUCUUUUACAAACACCUUACUCUCAACCUCACCAGGACCUUUCUCCAGAAAACGAACCAACUCCACCGCAUAUAGCUUGAACACCUCACUACCACAUACCGCCUCAUCUUUGGGGCACUAGAGGCUGACACAGCCUGCACGGCCCCAACAAACACCCAAGAAGAAAAAACAUCUUGCUCACUGCUGGAAAAUAUCAAACCGACACUUCUAAGAGCAACAAAAUGAGGAACUGGCAUUGAAGAACGUAAAAGAAGACAAAGGAGAGUGACAUAGGAAGCGAUUCAAGUGUUAUCAGUGUCAAAGAAGGGAGUGACGAUGACAGUCUUCGAAUAUUUGGGUUGAAGACACAUCACUGCUGGUGCUGCCAUUGUCUGGAUCACCACCACUGCUGGCUGUAAUCAUGUCACUGAGAAUACUGAGCUGGAACAUCAAUGGCCUGCGAUCACUCAAGACUGGCAUGAAAGAAUUCCUGACAAGCUUAGAAGCAGAUAUCAUAUGUUUGCAGGAGACAAAAGUGACACGUGAUAUGCUUGAGGAGUCCCAGGCCAUUGUUGAAGGUUACUCAUCUUACUUCAGUUUUUCAAGAAAGAGGAAUGGAUAUUCAGGAGUGGCCACAUUCUGCUCUCAGAGAGCCACUCCCUUUGCUGCACAGGAAGGGCUAUCAGGUUUAUUCCAGGGUGAGCUGAGAGGUGGUAGUGGGGAGCAAGCAAGUCUUCCUGGCACAUGGACUGAGGAGGAACUGAAGGAUCUUGAUAGUGAAGGCCGAGCUGUUGUGACACAGCACUUAAUAAAGGAUGAGAAUGGCAAGGAGAGAGCAGUGGCCAUCAUCAAUGUUUACUGUCCACGAGUAGAUCCUGAAAAACCUGAACGUCGACGUUUCAAACUACACUUUUAUGAAUUGCUGCGGCAGAGGGCAGCUGCAGUUUCAGGCAUGGACUCUCACGUCAUCAUCGUGGGGGACAUCAACACUUCCCACAAGAGAAUUGACCACUGUGAUCCUGAGAAAAGUGAGGCUUUUGAAAGCAGACUGGAACGAAGGUACCUGGACAACUUUCUGAAAUCUCUGUGCUUUGAUGGUCAUGAGAAGGACUCUCAAGAUGAAGCAAAAUCAGCACCAAGUUGUGAAGGAAAAGAAAACAGUGGUGGGGCAUUAGAUUCAUUAGGAGUGUCUGAACUGGAGCAAGAGGAUGAAGAGUUUCAGUUACUGUCAUCAAGCACAAAUUUUCAAGUGAUAGACACCUUCCGUUACUUUCAUCCCUUUAAAGAAGAAGCCUUUACUUGCUGGAAUGUCUCCACUAACAGUAGAUCAACCAAUUAUGGAACUCGAAUAGAUUACAUAUUUUGUGAUGAAGGUUUCCUCCCACAAGUGAAAGACAGUUUAAUUCUGCAGGAUGUCAUGGGAAGUGACCAUUGCCCCAUUGCUGUAGUGGUUGCAGGGAUGUUUGUUCCUUCCUAUCAGCUCCCUCCCUGUUGUACAAAGUUCUUCCCAGAGUUUCGAGGACAACAGCAAAAGUUGUCUUCCUACUUUCAACCAAUAAGUGCCUCUGAAAAGCAGAAUAAUUUGUCAAUCCAUAAACCUCUAAUGCCUUUGAAAGUAACUACUGAAAACAUGCAAAAUACCAGUAAAAGAAAGAACAUUGUUGGGAAAGGAAAGACAACUGAUAAAAAGCAGUGUACAGAAAAACAAAGGAGUAUCAGUUCCUUCUUUUCUUUGAAGACAAGCAGUCUGACAAAUUCAUCAGAAGAUUUCAUAGAUGAUGAGAAGAGUAAUUGUGAAAGUCAAAUCUCAGAAAACUCAGGAUCUGAUUAUACUUCUGGUGACACUAACCAUACAUGUGAUUCUGGUUCACAGUCUAGUGAAAGCUCUCAAGGCAGUUUAUGCUCUACACCCUCUCAAAGUGACAAGGAAGACACUACAGGAAGUAACAGGAAAUCAAAUCAUACUAAGAAUCAGGGUUGGGGAUUCCUUAUGAAGGGGCCCAAGCCAGCACCAGUUUGCUCAGGCCACAAGGAGCCAUGUGUCCUGCAGACGGUUAAGAAGAAGGGACCAAACAUCAACCGCCAGUUCUAUGCAUGUGCUCGAGGUGUAGGGAAGGAGGGAGACCCUAAUGCUCGGUGUAACUUUUUCAAAUGGGUUUCUCGAUAACUUUGCACUCUUAACAGUAGGUUAGGAGUGAUAUAGAACUAUUAUUGUGACAUUUUUAUUUUUAUUUUAACCAAAAUAAUAAAAAUUUUUGAGUACUGAUCAGUACAAAAUAUAUA